AUGUUCACUCUUCUUUUCUUGGCAUUUUGCCUGAUCUGCCAAGUUUCCUCCAAACUUUACGACAUUUCUUUUGACAACCAAACACCGAACAAAUGGAAACUAGCCUACACAACGAACGAUCCAAGUCGCGAAUGGCUAAAGAAUAACUUCACGAGUGAAAUGAUGCUUUGGUCUUACCAAGUCUCAUAUUUUCACUUUAAAAUCGAAUUCUACAUUAAUGGCUUCAAAGUGGGAAGUGCCUCGUCGAGUCAACGGUUCACGGUCGCCUUGCAGACUAUCGAUACAUCGAGUGACACGAAAGAGGCUCUGGUUUUCAAGGUUGACCCCAAUCCGUUCUCUUCUACGUGCACCGCAAUCGGCAACGAGCUUCUCCAGGCGGCACCGCUCAACAAAACGACGAUCACAAAGGUUAUCCAAUGUGGAACGAGGAUUCUGUUGAAGCAGCAGGCUAGAACUGAAAUGGAUAAAGUUAUCGAUAUCAAUUCUAUGGAUGUGCCUGAUGAGAGGAGAGUUCAAGGGCGGAAGACGUCGAACUCGUUGAUCGUCGAAAUAUGUGGCCUCGAGGUGGCAGAAGGCUUGGCAGCAGAUAGCUUCCUUCAUCCUCAA
Messenger RNA from Mesorhabditis belari, 606 nucleotides. Lineage: Eukaryota; Metazoa; Nematoda; Chromadorea; Rhabditida; Rhabditidae. The record is from the annotation of a GenBank genome assembly.